UAUAGAUUUAUCUCCAUAUAAAAUGCGAAAUUAAGCAAUAACCCUAAUUGUAAGGAAAAAAAGAUUCUGUCGUUUCGAUUGCUCCUCGCCUGCGUUUCUUUGUUUCUCUUUCCCUCUCCCCGUUGUUGUCCCCGGGCGGUUUCAUCUUUACCCUCAUCUCAUACGAUUAAGGUUUUAGCCUCUGGUUAGGGAGUGUUGAAUCCCAAUAACUUCGAUUAAGAUUUCGUCUAUCUCCUUACUGGGAGUUCUUGAAAUUCCAGUGCUUUCAGUGUGCAUAGAAGGAUCGAUACUCGAUGGAGGACUGGGAAGAUGAGCCUAUUCCUGAUCUUCUCAAUAAAAAAGAGCAUUUGAAAGCCAAUUGGGACGAUGAAGAUUUGGACGAUGUCAAGGAAUCUUGGGAAGACGAAGACGAGCCUGCUACGAAUCGUUUUGAUAGUUACAGCUCACUCUUGUCUGUGAGAUUUCUUAUAUGGCUGUUGAGUGUUGAGGAGUUUCUUGGUUGCCUGAAACUACACAAUGCUCAGAGGAUUGUUUUUCGAGAUGGAUCCAUUUACUUUUUGGCUUCUCUGUUUUCUUUGGCAGUUGGAAGUGCGCCAAAGGUGGAGCCAACGCCAUCUGAAAAGGUUCCUAAAAAAUCUGCUGCUAAAUCAGGUGAAAAGAAAGUGAAAGCUGCUGAGGCUUCAAAAGAUGCUCCAAAAGAGGAGCCAUUAGAUCCUGUACAAGAAAAACUCCGUCAACAGAGGCUUGUUGAGGAGGCUGAUUAUAAAGCGACUACCGAGUUAUUUUCCAAGAAGGGUGAUGAUAAGACACUGGAAAAUUUUAUCCCGAAAACUGAAAGUGAUUUUGCAGAAUAUGCGGAACUUAUUUCCCAUAAACUUUGUCCAUAUGAGAAAAGCUAUCACUAUAUCGGAUUACUGAAGGCUGUGAUGAGACUGUCGAUGACUUCUUUGAAAGGAGCGGAUGCCAAAGAAAUUGCAUCCUCCAUUACUGCAAUCGCAAAUGAGAAGAUAAAAGCUGAAAAAGAAGCUAAUGCUGGCAAAAAGAAGACAGGUGGGAAGAAAAAACAGUUGCAUGUCGGAAAACUGGAUGAUGAUGUGGCUAUUGAUAAUACAUACGAUGAUUUGGAUGACUAUGAUUUCAUGUGAAUUUUGCUGAGAAAUUUUGCUGGAAUGUUCUCUCUCUCUUUUUUCUUUUUUGGGAAUUGGGUGGAAUAAAGAUCAUUUUAAAGUUGUUCAGGUUUUGUUGUGUUUGUGCUGAUUGGUUAUGCUUUUAAUUCUUGUAUUGAGCUUAUUGUUACCUAUGUUCUUAUAUCUUGAUUAUGAAUUUAUGAUUAUAGAAGUAUUUAAUCGUUACCA
Striga asiatica is the source of this 1355-nucleotide messenger RNA. NCBI's taxonomy places the organism in Eukaryota, Viridiplantae, Streptophyta, Magnoliopsida, Lamiales, Orobanchaceae. The record is from the annotation of a GenBank genome assembly.